Messenger RNA from Engraulis encrasicolus (European anchovy), 2408 nucleotides. It is a transcript of the gene dpagt1, whose product is annotated as dolichyl-phosphate (UDP-N-acetylglucosamine) N-acetylglucosaminephosphotransferase 1 (GlcNAc-1-P transferase). The record is from RefSeq and is a predicted model, not a curated record. The coding region runs from base 674 to 1897 and encodes 407 amino acids. Gene Ontology annotation, biological process: dolichol-linked oligosaccharide biosynthetic process; protein N-linked glycosylation. The transcript has 9 exons. Lineage: Eukaryota; Metazoa; Chordata; Actinopteri; Clupeiformes; Engraulidae. Gene Ontology annotation, molecular function: UDP-N-acetylglucosamine-dolichyl-phosphate N-acetylglucosaminephosphotransferase activity. Gene Ontology annotation, cellular component: membrane.
GGAAGUAGACGUGGAACUUUGCCCUGGUUCACUGCGAGUUCGGGAGACAAAUGCUGUCAAAUUGGCUUGUUGCUGUUUAUAAUUAUUACUUUAUUGUAAACUUUUAUCUUAAAACAUGCUGAUCUGAGUCGUUAGAUGUUAAAUGAUCUAAUUGCCAGGGGAUAUAAACCACCACACAAGUAACGUUUCUGUCAAAUUGAGGGUCUCUGUCAUUCAUUUCCGAGUCGUUGCAGGGCAAAUAGAUAGUUUGUUUUAAGUGAAGUGAAGAUGUCAGAAAUUGUGUGAUAUGCCUGUAAAGAUAAUAAAUGAACCUAUGCUUAAGGGUUAAACAUAGGAAUUGAUAGAUAUGGCUAUCUUGCAUGUAAAACACGGCAGAAUUGCGCUUCAUUUAGUCAAGCUGUGUCGCAAAUGAUCAGACAAUUUUAGCAAUAGUCCGUUUACUACCAAAUGAAGUAUGGUAAGAUUGAUAUAGGGCUUCAACUUAUUUUCAGCGCUGCCUAUGCCUUUGUUCCUUGACACGACGUGUUGAAAUGGGACCGGGGUCUUUUCGUGUACAAUGUACUGUAUUGCUAAACAGUCCGUCCUGCCGUUGAAGAGCGACGACAUUAGGUUGUAGUUUGACAACAGUUAUUUGUCUUUUUCGUAAAAUACCUCAACAUUAUCGUCGAGGAAAAUGUCUCCAGUACCUGUUAUCCCUCUGAUAAUCAACGGUUGUAUGUCUGCGCUGGGCUGCAUGGCAACUAUUAAACUAAUCCCAGCAUUCAAGGAACAUUUCAUCGGAGCCAGGCUGUAUGGAAUGGACUUGAACAAAACCAUCAAAAAGGAAGUGCCUGAGUCCCAGGGUGUCAUCUGUGGCACGGUGUUCCUCAUCAUCUCCUUCUGCUUCAUCCCCGUGCCCUUCCUCAGCUGCUUCAUGGGCGAGCAGCAGUGCCAAGGCUUCCCUCACAACGAGUUUGUGCAGUUCAUCGGUGCUCUCCUGGCCAUAUGCUGCAUGAUCUUCCUGGGCUUCGCUGACGACGUGCUGAACCUGCGAUGGAGGCACAAGCUCCUGCUGCCCACCAUUGCCUCUCUGCCCCUCCUCAUGGUCUACUUCACCAACUUUGGCAACACGGUGAUCGUCGUGCCUAAGCCCUUCCGAGUUUUGCUGGGGAUGCAUCUGGAUCUCGGGAUUCUGUACUAUGUGUACAUGGGCAUGCUGGCUGUAUUCUGCACCAACGCUAUCAAUAUCCUGGCUGGAAUCAAUGGCAUAGAAUCAGGACAAGCCCUCUUCAUCUCUGGAUCCAUCAUUGUCUUCAACUUCUUGGAACUCAAUGGAGACUACAGGGAUGAUCAUGUUUUCUCCUUGUACUUCAUGAUGCCUUUCUUCUUCACCACACUGGCUCUUUUCUACCAUAAUUGGUAUCCCUCGGCCGUGUUUGUGGGGGACACAUUUUGCUACUUUGCCGGGAUGACGUUUGCGGUGGUGGGCAUCCUGGGCCACUUCAGCAAGACCAUGCUGCUCUUCUUCAUCCCCCAGGUCAUCAACUUCAUCUACUCCCUGCCACAGCUCUUCCACGUGGUACCCUGCCCAAGGCACCGGCUGCCCAGACUAAAUCCAGACACAGGGAAGCUUGGAAUGAGCUACUCAAAAUUCAAAAAGAAGGACCUAUCAACGUUAGGACAGUUAGUUGUAAAGGUGGCACAGAUGUUAUGGCUGCUAGACGUGCGGCAGUCCCCCGAAGGUGACGAUGAGUUUAUUGAGUGUAACAACAUGACACUCAUUAAUCUGGUGCUGAAAAUACUGGGGCCAACCCACGAGAGAAAUCUCACCACCAUAAUGUUACUGAUACAGGUUUUAGGAAGCAUCACAGCGUUUGGGAUUCGAUAUCACCUGGUACGGCUAUUCUAUGACGUUUAGAUGCUAUCAUAGCAGUCAAUGUGGAUACAAAUGGACUAAGAGGACCGCAAUCAUCCCAUAAAGGGCUCUCUGCAUUAUUUUGCUUUCAUUCGAGUGAGAACUGAGAACCAAGAUGGUGGUCUCUCACUUGUCAUUCAGUUGCAUGGUCUUGAAGGAUUUCAAAGCUGUUACAGCAAAAAUGUGGCACUUGACCGAUUCAAAUGACCAAGCUAAAAGUCUACUAAAAGCCUUGUCCCCCCUUACAGGUAUAUUAGUGGGAGAUUUAGUGAAAUUAGACAUAGUCAGCAAUUAUGGGAACAUAAGACAUGAAUUUGGGGGAAAUAAACACUUUUGUAAUGAAAACUGAACAAUGUCUUAUUAGCAAUUAUCCACCAACUACACUGAACAUGUAUGGAUUAUCUUUAUGGUGUCUGAACCCUUUUAUGUGUGACUGUUAGACACCUGGAAAUUUGCCUGCUUUACUGAAUGUAUGUAUACCUUCCUACCUACCCAAAUAAAUGUGUUCUGAACA